AUGAACGCUAACAUAUGGGUGGCUGCCUCCGAUGGAAAUGUGGAACGUGUGGAGAGCAUUCUCCGCGAGAGCAACGGUGCCAUGACGCCGCAAUCCAAGGACGUCAACGGGUACACGCCAAUGCACGCGGCCGCUGCAUAUGGCCACGCAGACCUGCUGAAGAAGCUGUGCAGCGUGUACAACGGCGAUAUCAACGUGCUGGACAAUGAUGGCGACACUCCGCUGCACCACGUGGAGGACGUGGCCACCGCCAGGCUGAUCGUGGAAGAGCUGGGCGGAAAUCUUACAAUAAGGAACGCAGAGGGCCAGACGCCGUACGACUCGUUCGUGGAGAACGGGGAGGACGGUGAGCUCAUAGAGUAUAUGAGGAUCAAGUCCGGCGUGGCCGACGCCGCCAGCAUGGACGGCUCGCAGGGCGAGGGCAUCGUCAACAGCGAGUUACUGGCGCAGUUCAAGGACAACGUGCGGUACACUCUGGAGAACGACCCAGUGGACGGUGCCGACGAGGCUACUUUGCAACGCAGGAGGCAACUGGAGCAGAUCAUCACAGGAGACAACGCCGAGGAAGAGCUGGAAAGAUAUAUCCGCACCAUGGUCAGAGAACAGAUGCUGGGCCAGGGCUCCGCUGAGCAUGGCGAGGAAGAACCGGAUUCCAAGAGAAGAAAAUAG
Saccharomyces eubayanus is the source of this 669-nucleotide messenger RNA. RefSeq lists its product as uncharacterized. Gene Ontology annotation, molecular function: protein binding. The record is from RefSeq and is a predicted model, not a curated record. The transcript has a single exon. Lineage: Eukaryota; Fungi; Ascomycota; Saccharomycetes; Saccharomycetales; Saccharomycetaceae. Bases 1 to 669 code for a protein of 222 amino acids.